GUGGCUGCGACACCGUGGGAGCCGCGCGGUGGCGACCGCACUUUCGAGUUCGGCAGCGCGUAGAGAAUAACUGAGUGAACCAAGUUGCAUCGAAAGGCGAGCGAGAAAGGUGCCCAUAUGCGUCCCGUUCGGUGUGUCGCCAUCGGCCAUUGUCUCUGACAUGGAAGCCUAUCAAAAUGGCAGAGGUCGUGCAGAUGUUUUUGUUCCUAUAUAAAUCGAAGUACCGUCGGAAAGGGCAGUGCCGUGAAGUGGUACGGGAUCAGUGCAGUGUAAUUGCAGUGCGGUGGCCGAUACUGUGGGCGGCGCUGAUCUGCUGGGUGGUGCACGUAACCGCGGCUGCUUCCUCCUCCUCCUCUUCCUCGACGUCGUUGACGACGGAAACGACCUGCGACACAGACAACUGCGUCAACGGCGAUUGUGUCAAUGGCACCUGCGUCUGCCACGAAGGUUGGCAGGGCUCGGCGUGCCAAUUUUGCGGCGGAAAAGUCAGGUUGACGGAGCCGACGGGGCACAUACACGACGGGAUCGGCAACUACACGGCGUUUCUGAAGUGUACCUGGCUUAUAGAGAGCAACCCGAAUUCCACUAUACGUAUGCACGUGGAGCAAUUCGCGACAGAAUGCGGCUGGGAUCAAUUGUAUAUCUACGACGGUGACAGCGUCGAGGCGCCGUUAUUGGCCGUCUUCUCCGGUCUGAUGUACAAGGACGGACACAGAGCCCGACGAGUGCCGGAAGUGAUCGCGCGUUCUGGAAACGCGCUUCUUCACUUCUACUCGGACCUCGCGUACAACAUGAGCGGCUUCAAUAUUACUUACAAAAUAAACGCCUGUCCCAGCAGGUAUUCACACACCGACUGUUCCGGUCAUGGGGUUUGCAUUGAUGGGGUAUGCACAUGCGAUGCCACGUGGACUGGUGAGGCCUGCGACAUUCAAGUUUGCCCGAAUAAUUGUUCUCAUAGUUAUGGGCAGGGCCAGUGCAAUCGCGAGAGUCAUCAUUGCGACUGUAAACCCGGUUUCAAGGGUUCCGACUGCAGCCAAAGAAGCGAUCGCGGCUACUGGGAAAGUAUAUCGUACACGGAUUUCUCACCUGAAGGCACGGCUAGUCACUGCGCCAUCGUUUGGAAAGACUCUUUAUACGUGGUCGGCGGUGAGAGUUUCAACCACGCUAAGAUGAUCUACGUGUACGAUCUCAAUGGGAACGUCUGGGAGACACCUCACGUGGAGGGUAAGGUGCCUCUGCCGCGGUACGCUCACACGUGCGUCCUUUUCGGCGACAAGAUUUUCAUGUACGGAGGUCUCCUCCCUAAUUCGACGGCGACCAACGAGAUCUGGGCGUUCGAUGUCUCGGCAAAAGUCUGGGAAAACGUGACCGUGCACGACAAAUUCCACAACAACAAAACUAUGCACGGUCCCUUAAAGGUAGCCGGACACACUGCAACCUUGGUGCAGAAUUACGAGAAAAAAGAGAAGAUGGUUGUAAUAUUUGGUUACUCGCCGCAGUACGGCUACCUGAACGUGGUUCAAGAAUAUUCUCUGGGUACUCGCGAGUGGCAGAUCGUGGAUACAAUCGGUUUCCCGGUAAAAGGCGGAUACGGACAUACUUCCGCUUACGAUCCGUUGACGAGUCUGAUUUACGUUUACGGAGGAUACAUUUCCGAGUCGCAGAGCUCCCAAGUGUUUACCAAUAGACUCUACUCGUACCAUCCUAACAAUCACGAGUGGAGAUUGCUAACGUCCGCCCCAGUCGCUGGUUUCUUCCACACAGCCGUGUUCGUUUCUAGCGGUAUGAUGAUUGUUUUUGGUGGUAAUAUGCACAAUAAUACGCAGCAUUCCGACGAGGUCAGAUGUCACUCGGACAUGUUCGCGUACGACGUCACUUGCGACUCGUGGCACCAGUUUCCUAUGCCCAAAGAGGUGAUCGAGCUGCCCAGGUACGGGCACAGCGCUACUGUGUUCGAAAAGUCAAUGUACAUAUACGGGGGUUUUAAUGGACAAAUGUUAUCUGACAUGUUCAGGUUCACGCCAGGGAAUUGCGAACAUUUGACGAACCACAGUCUGUGUUUGAACUCGAGGACAGGUGUUAAGUGCGUGUGGAACAAACGCGAGAAUCGGUGUGUACAGAUCACCAAGAUAUCUCAGCACGUGUUACAGAACGACGAUAUGCACGACGGUAAUUACAUGAGAUGCUUGGACGAAACUCCGCCGCGCGGAAUGACGUCUCACAAAGAAUUGUGCAAGUUGCUUAUGGACUGCGUGGCGUGUGUGCAAACGUCGUACAAUUGCGUGUGGUGCGGCAAGAGUUGCGCGCACGAGAUCUGCCGAGACAACGUCAAUUCGCCGCCGACCAAGGCUGUCAAGAUGCUGGGCCAAUGCGAUGCACACACAGGCAUCGAGUGUCUGCAGUUGCACACGUGUCACGCAUGCACCAGCAACCCGUACUGCAUGUGGUCCUGGUCGAACGGACCCGAUCGGUGCAAACCUCAUUCGAAAGUUCGCGAUCAACAGAUGACAAUUCUGAACGGAACUAUCCAAGCGCAGAGGCUGACCAUAGAACGAGACUGUCGCACUCCCUGUGUGGAUUACACUUCUUGUAAAAAUUGCACGGUGUCUGAGUGCAUAUGGUGUCAGGACGAGAAGAAGUGCGUGGACAAAAAUGUGUAUCCUGUGAGCUUUCCUUAUGGACAGUGUCGUGAAUGGACUUCCACGGACGCGAAAUGUCGGCCCACGGAAACGGGGAAAGAAUGGUGUACGUUUUAUUUGUCUUGCGCGGCCUGUCGUUCGGAUCCUGGUUGUGGAUGGUGCGACGAUGGUUCUGGGACUGGAAAAGGGUUGUGUUUGUCAGGAGGAGCCCGCGGUCCGAGCAGUAAAAGCACGGACACUUGCCCGUAUGAACGAUGGUACUUUACCAAAUGUCCCACUUGCCAGUGUAAUGGCCACAGCAAAUGUCUUUCGAACAGCAGUAUAUGUAUUCAGCCUUGUGGUAAUUUGACUUACGGACCUCAUUGCGAUAAAUGUAUACCUGGAUAUUAUGGAAGUCCCUUGAACGGAGCCACUUGCCAACCCUGCUUUUGCAAUAACCAAGGCACGCAGUGCACCAGCGAAACGGGUAAAUGUUUUUGUACAACGAAAGGUAUUAUCGGCGAUCAUUGUGAACGAUGCGACGUGUCCAGCAUGUACCAUGGAGAUCCGACGAAUAAGGGAUCGUGUUUUUAUGAUUUGGCGAUCGACUAUCAGUUUACGUUCAAUUUAAGUAAGAAAGAGGACCGACAGUACAGAGCAAUUAAUUUCAAGAAUUCCCCACCGAAACCUGAUAUCGACGCCGAGUUUUCGAUUACUUGUUCCGUUUUAUCAAAAAUGAAUAUCACUGCAAAGAGGGGCAACGCGCCGGAGGUACCGCUUAUUCUGGGCGCGAAUUGCACGACCACCAUGUACAAGCACCGUUUCAUAAAAGACGGUUACGGUUUCGGUAGCGAGAACAACAACACGUUGACCACGUUCUACGUUUAUGUGUACGACUUUCAACCGCCGGUGUGGAUUCAGAUAUCGUUCUCUCAAUAUUCCAAACUCAACCUGCAGCAAUUCUUUAUAACAUUUUGCACAGAUUACAUGCCUAGGUGCUUCCUCGCUCUGCUGCUGGUGGCUGCUAUCCUGUGGAAGAUCAAACAGAAGUACGAUAUGUACAGAAGGCGGCAGAGAUUGUUCGUAGAAAUGGAACAGAUGGCCAGUAGAGCGUUCAGCCAGGUUUUGGUGGAGAUCGAGAGGCGGGAUGUUGAGAAUUCCGAUUCGGAGCGGAACGAGUCUGAGCCAACGAAUUGCCGCAAGAAGAAGAAGGAUGCCCCUAGUCCGAUCGCGCUGGAGCCCUGUUGCGGUAACAGAGCAGCGGUCCUAUCGUUGCUAGUCAGACUACCUACCGGCGGUGAACCGUACACGCCGGCCGGUAUGAGCGCCGGCUUGGCUGUAGCGUCUGCUUUAGUUACAUUGGGUAGCCCGCGAAGGCCGUCUCAGGAAUUGACUACGAAGGAGCCGACGAAGACACGUAAAUCUGCCAGUCAACAUCCCGACUCCACAUGCAUUUAGCGAUAAGAACGACAAAAAACAGCGGACAAAGUUAAAGGGAAAGAAAGACACAUUUAAACGCCGGUGGGUGACUAUAUAUGAGCCUUAGACAUAUUUCUGUGAUCUUGCCUUAGCGAAACGGGGCAGGACUUGUUCAAACGGUUGAUAACUCUUCGAACUCUUACCGAGUGAAGUGUGUGAUUUUUUAUCAUUUCAAUUUCAAAUUUUUUUCAAUGUUUGACUUCCGGACGAGCGUAUCUUCCCUGAGAAUUUCUCAUUCGUUAUACUCAACGAGUUAGCUAAGUGGUUCGAAGAUUUCGGAUUAUUAUGCUGCAUUCUGCCGAUUUUCGUGGUAAGUAACAUUAAAGUUUGCCGGUAAUUUUCGGUUGGUUGACUGUCAAUCUUAUUAUUCUCCGAUUUCUUUCGUUCACACGUGACAAUGUACAGUGUUGUAUAUAGAUCUGUUAGACGGUAUAAUAUUUUCGUUUAUCUGUCACGAUUUUAAUGAAAUCGAAUUCGUCCUACAAUCGGCGAAGAAUUUUUGAAGCAGCGGCACUGUAAACGAGCGUUCUUUUUCUCCUCGUUUGAUUUUUCGCGCGCCAUUCGAGUUCUCGUACAGCGCCGAGUGCGCCGACGUUUGCGCAAAUUUCGACCAGCGGUCGUUAAACAAUGGCGGGAUACGGAGUAAAGUGUGUGUGCCGGAAAAUUAGAUUUGCCAGUCGCAGUACGAACGUAACAUUCAUUCUUCGUUUUGUAAAGUUUUUGUAAAUAUGUGUGUGACUGUAUAAUCCGAAGAAAUUGCAUAACGCAGGAAGAAAUCUGUACAGAUGUGAAUCAGUUCGAAGGAAAGAGAGUCGAGAGACUGAGAGCGAGUGACAAAGGACUAAUAUCGUUUUGAUUGUGCAUUCGUUCAUCGUAAGUUGUAAACGUUUAAUUCUAAAUUUACGGAAAUGAAUAGAGACGCGUCGAUUUUUCCGAUCGUGUCAUCCUCAUGUGAUCUUCGUAUUUGAUAUAUACAUAUCUUGUGCCAAACGACUUUUCAUCAUUGCUGAAAGAAAUGAAUUCAGAGCAUCGUCAUCGAGUAUUUGUCUACGAAUCUGUCCGAAAACGACUAUGUAUUUACAAAACGAUGAAACAUAGAUGUAAAUUUUUUCUUCGUUGUCUCGUCUCUAUCCAUUUCCAUAAGAGAAGUUGUGCUACAUGCUCGAAAGUUACCAGUCAACUAACAAAACAUUUCGAUUGAGGAUUUCUUUUCUAAUGUAAUGGCGUACUUUCGUCCGCGUAGCGCAUCGACGUAAUUUUACUGUAUUAAUGAAGUUAGAGGAAAAAAAUAAGUAUGUGGACGUUGCAAUAAGUUACGGAUCGCGAUAAUUCUUAUUUGAUUUUCGUUUCGUUGAAAGAACAGCGGUGCUGGUUAUUUCAUGUACCACGCAAAAUUUCAUAUAUCGAAUCGAAUUGAAAUGAGAAAGAAAAGACAAACGGACGUAUACAUUUUAAACGUGGCUGUGGUUAAUUUUUCACUUGCGUUGUUGCUCAUUUAUGCGUUGUUUGCAUAACCGAUAAACGACACGGCUGCUUCCUUUGCGAAAUUUAACAUUGAUCUCACUUUUUUUUUACUUACCCGAGUUACGAAAACAGCUCUGAUCAUGAAAUAUGUAUCGUAAUAAUGUGUUCCACGAAACGAGGCAAGAAACCUUCCCACGUUACGCAGCUCAAAAAAGAUUUUUAAAGUUCAAACCUCCAGCACUUAGCAUACAAACAGAAUUUCCCGUAUGAAACGAGGAUUACCUAUUUCAAUUUUGCAAACGACUGUCGUUUUUAGUGCGCGCGAAGAACCGUCUGUCACGCUGCUCAAAAUAAUUAGACGAUCUUCUGCUCGUCAAAUGAACUAAGCGUCCCAAAUAAAGGAAAACCCAUUUUGUAUGUUCUCUAUCAAUUUUCUUUUUUAUUUAUGUACAAUACGACCAGCUCUUCCAAUUUAUUAUGUCCCACAUUCGAGCAGACAGUCUUGUAAUUAUUUUGAUGAUCAGCGUAAAACUCACCGAAGGCAUCGCCGUAGUUUUUAAAUUUUCGUUCGAAAAAGAAAAACGUGAGCGACGUAGGGGUCUUUCCUUUUUCUCUCUCUGUUUUUUAAUCAUUGUGUACAGCACGGAUCGAGUGCAAUGCAUUUUGUUUUUACCAUGUAAUACUCAUCGAGUUUCUUCAAUUCUAUUUUUUGUGAGGGUGCAACCGGCGCGUCAGUUAGCCACAAAGUUACCGUAAGGCAUCACGAUCCACCUAAGAAGAACGAAAGAGUUAUUUAUUCUUGUCCUUUAAUCGCGUCCUGGUUGCAUCCGCUUAGAACGUAGUGUACAUUUUAUUACCGUAAAAAUAAUUUAAUUUUUUAUACAGCUGUUUUAUUUUUAUUUGUUUUUUUUUUUUCUUCUUAACUGAACGACAGGUUUAUUGUCCUGUUACCUUCUUUCUUCUUAAACGCGAAUUUUUAUUGUCCUUCGGGCGAGAAUUUAUAAUUACGUGUACAUAUUGAAUCGAGUAUAAAUGUUAUGUUGUAUUUAAUAACGAAGAAUAGGCGUACAUUGGAUAAAUUGCUCAACUCUUGAGUAGGCAUUCACUUUUCCAUCGCUUUCAAAGAUUAUUUUAUAAGUCUUUAUGCAGGUAUUUUUCUUCCGAGAAUGAUUUUUGUCCAAAUAGUUGGGUUCAGUCGUACAGGGAAAGCAUUUAAUGCAACUGAAAGCGAUUUUUUAAGAACAUUAUUGGAGGACGAUGUUCAGUUUUCGAUUACCGGUAUUCCUCGUCCUUUCUUCUCCUCUCUUUUUAUCUGUUGCAUUUCUCGAGUCUUGAUACUGCCAACUUUUAUCGGUCCCUACCUGAUUUCCAUAAUCUAUCUGUCUUCGAGUGUAGACGAUUAGCAGAUCCACUUGAUCGUUUGAAACCCCUUGCUGCUUGCAUUUUAGCGUUUUAACGAAUCUCAGUGGUUGAAAGUUUCAUAGGUACUUGGCAUCAGCUCCCGAGCACCCACCAAACUUUCCAACUUUGUUUCAUAAUGUUUCAUUACAACGUUUGGGUCUACGGUUGGCACCAAAUUACUUGGCAGACCUCUUAUCUUGAAAUUCUCUCUCUUCGCAGUCUGAGAGAAUCUUAACACUUUCACGGCUGUCUCUCCGGUUCUCUUUAAAAAACUUUCCUCAUUUCGAGGUGAAACGAGCUUUUAGCAUUAAAAUAAAAUAAACGGAACAACGACUUUCUUUACAAGUUCCUCAAAAUUGGGACGAUUUUUUAAAGAAACCGCGGAAGAAGCUGGAUAAGGAAAGUUGAACGUACAGCACAAAUCAUACUUUGUACUUUUGAUUUUUAAAUCAUUAGUUAUGAAAAAUGUUCGAAUGCAGAGGAUGAGGAAGUUAGUAUUAAAAAUUGGAGUUCGUAGAAUAUCUCCAAGCAGCACGGGGUUAAUUGGACCCUAAACCAGAAUGGAAUCGCACACCAUUGUUGUUCAUACACGAGUCGCGUAUGUUGGGAUCACAUGAUGAAAUCCAUCGAUCCUCUACCUGCGAUUGACCCAUGCUCCUUUAAUUCGUCCAAGGAAUUAAGAAAGAACUGUAGACAAAA
This is a messenger RNA of Ceratina calcarata, 7661 nucleotides long. It is a transcript of the gene dsd, whose product is annotated as attractin-like protein dsd. The transcript has 12 exons. The record is from RefSeq and is a predicted model, not a curated record. Lineage: Eukaryota; Metazoa; Arthropoda; Insecta; Hymenoptera; Apidae. Gene Ontology annotation, molecular function: protein binding. Gene Ontology annotation, cellular component: Golgi apparatus. Bases 177 to 4076 code for a protein of 1299 amino acids.